AUCGUUGUGUACCUCAAGGUGCAUUACUUACUAUAGACCCUCGUCAUUGCAUUUCUGUUUUUUCUACAUCUUCCUUUUUCUGUCAUACAGCGUUUCAUGCGUCUGUGUAAAAUGUGAUCAUGAUUAGCUAGGAUUUACGGUAGCUAACUAUGUUAAUGGCAUGUACUAACUUACACUCAACACCUGUGAUAUGUGCGCUAGGAAUAACAAUUUCAGGAUCUUAUUUACCAUCCAUGUAUAAUAAUUCAUAUCCACCUGUUAUCAAUGCUUGCGUUCUUACGCCUAUUUAAUGUCUAUCAUUAAUUGAUAUAUCACGCCCAGAACGUCAUCAAAUGCACUUUAUAACAGUUGUUGUUGAACUGGUUGGAAUUCUCUAGGAAAAUAAAUGCCUGCCACAGGAAGGCAACGCAUUUCAUAAUAAUGAAUAUUAGUUUAUCAGUCAGCCAAUCAAUCAGGAAGUCAGUGGCUUAAGUUACGGGAAUGUGUUAAAUUUUCUUGGAAAUAUGUUCGGACAAGUGCAUGCAUAUAUGAUGCAAUAGUGGACCGAUGACCUGGACACAUAGGAUAAUGUGGUUAGCUUAGCAAUAAUUACGUUAACAUUAUUUAUUCGAAACUUUGGACGACCAUAGGUAAAUCUACGUGUUUUUGGAUUCAGAAAAUAGAAACGUAUUUGACGUUUUUGUGUUAUAUCGAUAGAAUUGAGUUUUAAAAUUUGACGUCAAUAAAUGCAAUACUGUUAAGCUUUUAAAGCUCUUAACAAAUCUAAACCUCACAAACAAUGCUAUCUAGACAGCAGUGAUGAGACCGAUACAGCAGGGCAAUACUGUAGAUAUACAGGUCGAUAAGGGACUCCCCCGGCUAAUCGACAGGUAUGUAAAUAUGUAAUUAACUUGAUCAAGCCAUCAUAACAAUGUUUUACACUGGUAGGACACUAUAUCUAUGAAACACCGCAGGACAAAUCUUUUGGGGACAGCUGAUGUUUAACACUAUGUCAACUUUGAAAGUUGAACCUGUUUCUAUGAUAGCGUCACCAAACGUUGGUCAGUGCAUGUGUGGACUGGUGUCCGAAUCCAGAAAAGGUCACAAUGCUGGUCGUCGAACUGUUAGUAUUAGUCGGAUGGAAAGAACCGCCCUGUGGUCAUUCGUGAGUCUUGGGAGCUUUCUUGUUAUUUGCUGUUUUAUAAUGGAGGUCUUUACCAGAUAUAAGCUGGAGGUGAUCGCUGGGAAAUGUUUGUUGCAUCAAGACGUCAUACCUACUCCUAGAACAAAUCAUGAUGACGUCAUAAUACCCACACAAAGAUCAUCCACUGAGGGAGAAAAGAUAAACGAAGACUUGAUGUCAAGGGAUGAUGCAGUCUCCACACCUAGCGUAGUGAAACGACGGCCCCAUAAAAAACGUUCACGGGCUGUGAGGACACUAUCCAAUCAGGUCUCUACGCGCGCCUCUCAUUUCGUGGCUAACAGCGAUGGAUCCGUGGACUUUCAGUAUUCAGACGCGACUUGCAUACCGAAGUGGGACGGCAUGUUCUGUAGAAACGGGACUUUCUGGAGUAACCACACGGCGCAAGUUAUGAAAUUCUUCGUUGGUGCUGAAUGGACUAAGCAAGGAGAUGGUGGUAUCCAGCCGGCUCUUGUCCAAUCAACGCCUGGCAUGUUUACCGUGCAAAGUGGGGGUCUUUACCUCAUCUAUAUUAACGUGAUAAUCCGAACUACAGAGGACAAACAUGACAUCGAAGUGUACAGUGACCAGACACGCCUAUUACGAUGUCGACAAGGACUGGACUAUGUCCGGCAGACGGACGACAGGUUCCUGUACUCGAAGACACGCACGUGCAGUGUCAUGGGUCUUUUCUACUUGGAGGAUGGCGCUGUAGUGACGUCAAGGGUUCUACAGGCAAGGACUACACUGUCUCUUGGACCGGACAGCACUAACUUUGGCGCUAUCCAUUAUAAUACGCGCCCGCAACUCCGUGAUAUCAGUUUUGUUGGUUAGAAGUGUACAUAUGAUCAAUAUCAAAAGUGUAGUUACUUGCAAGUUUUUAUACAUAUGAUAAUGUAAAAUUUAAGAUAUUACUCAUAAUAAUGACAUAACAGGGAAAAUGAUUUCAAAGUAUGACACUCUUACUUCAGUGUUUGCCCCAACUUCAAUAUGUAUAAGAUCGGACAAGUUAGGGGGAGGGGACGAAAGGUUACAGCAGGAAUAAUGGUCACAGCUAGAAUGAUGGUUACAGCAGGGAUGAUGGUUACAGCGAGAAUGAUGGUUACAGCAAGGAUGAUGGUCACAGCGAGAAUGAUGGUUACAGCAGGGAUGAUGGUCACAGCGAGAAUGAUGGUUACAGCAGCGAUGAUGGUUAUGAUGACUGUUGUUUUAGUUCAUCUGUCGAAUACGUAUA
Molecule: messenger RNA, 2393 nt
Organism: Mizuhopecten yessoensis (Yesso scallop)
Lineage: Eukaryota; Metazoa; Mollusca; Bivalvia; Pectinida; Pectinidae
Exons: 7
Coding region: 977-1993 (338 amino acids)
Biological process (GO): immune response
Cellular component (GO): membrane
Molecular function (GO): receptor ligand activity; tumor necrosis factor receptor binding
Source: RefSeq, a predicted model, not a curated record